This is a messenger RNA of Paraphaeosphaeria sporulosa, 1359 nucleotides long. RefSeq names its product TPR repeat protein-like protein. Gene Ontology annotation, biological process: protein folding. The transcript has a single exon. NCBI's taxonomy places the organism in Eukaryota, Fungi, Ascomycota, Dothideomycetes, Pleosporales, Didymosphaeriaceae. Gene Ontology annotation, molecular function: Hsp90 protein binding. Bases 150 to 1331 code for a protein of 393 amino acids. The record is from RefSeq and is a predicted model, not a curated record.
AUCGAGCGCAACGAGAAAAUAUCCCAAGUCUACAUUCUAUAAUCAAUCAGGGACAGUGUACGAUUACUUAGUAUCGUACAUCUGCGCGUGCAAGGAACUCAAAUAUCGGCCUCAACAGCGAUAUUCAGUACAUACCCGAUUCACCAAAUAUGGCGCAGCCGCCUCAAGCAGAUGGAGCCCCGCUGCCGUCAGCAGCUAUGCCACCGGCAAUGGCAGAGAUCAAGUCACAAAGUGUAGACGAAUUGAUCAAGGAGAUGAACCGCAUGCCUCUUUUCAUGACAACGCUCGACGAAACAGACGGCGAAGGCGGCCAAAACGACGCCUUAGAGGCGCUCAAGGCUCUCGCAUAUGAAGGCACAAAAGCAGAGGUCGCAGAGAAUUUCCGACAACAAGGAAAUGAAUGUGCCCGGGCGAAGCAGUGGACCAAUGCGAAAGAGUUCUACGACAAGGCGAUAGCCGCGUUGAAAGCGCCCAAGAAAGAGCCAGAUCCGAAGGAUGGCCCGCCUAUCGUUGAUGUUACCGAUAUCGAGAUCGACGAAGAGGAGGAGGCGAAGAAGGAAAAGGUCAUCGAGGAGGCUUGCUAUAUAAACCGAGCGCUGUGUAACCUGGAGAAAAAGAAUUACCGCUCUUGUAUCCAGGAUUGUGCAGCAACCCUCCGUCUCAACUCAUCCAACGUCAAAGCCUACUAUCGCUCUGCCACGGCUUGCUUAUCCCUCGACAAGAUCCCGGAAGCGGUCGAUGCAUGCAGCCUUGGCCUCGCAAUCGAUCCUUCCAAUGCCCCGCUCAAAACCCUCCAUACAAAGAUCUCAGCCCGCGAAACCCAUCUCGAAUCUAUCGAAAAGGCGCGUAGAGAGCGUAAGGCGAAAGUCGCAUCCGAGCGUGCAACUCUUUCACUAGCGCUCAAGAGUCGCGGCAUCAAGACAAGGAGUACAGAACAGGCCCCAAACCUGGAGGAUGCAGAGAUAAAACUCGAGGAUAAAAUGGACCCCAGUUCAAUACUGUCCUUUCCAGUCAUGUUGUUGUAUCCCACACAUGCUCAGUCAGACUUUGUCAAAGCAUUCGCUGAGUCAGAGACGCUCAAUCAGCAUCUAGAGUACAUCUUCCCGCUCCCAUGGGACCAGAAGCAGGAGUUCACGUUGAACGAUGUGGAGGCAUAUAUGGAGACGGUCGCGGGUGGACUCAUUAAGUUGGGGAAGAAAAUGACCCUCGGCAAGGUCCUGGGAAGCGGCAAGUGUGAGAUCAAGGAUGGGCUUGUUAACAUCAGCGUAAUCCCUAAGUCGAAGGCGACAGAAUGGAUAGAGGAGUUCAAGAAGAGGAGGGGAGCGAACUGACCCACCUUUGAUCGAAUAUAUAAACUGU